Clavispora lusitaniae ATCC 42720 is the source of this 1359-nucleotide messenger RNA. It is a transcript of the gene KTR4, whose product is annotated as putative mannosyltransferase. Gene Ontology annotation, biological process: protein N-linked glycosylation; protein O-linked glycosylation; cell wall mannoprotein biosynthetic process. Gene Ontology annotation, cellular component: Golgi apparatus; membrane. NCBI's taxonomy places the organism in Eukaryota, Fungi, Ascomycota, Pichiomycetes, Serinales, Metschnikowiaceae. The record is from RefSeq and is a predicted model, not a curated record. Gene Ontology annotation, molecular function: alpha-1,2-mannosyltransferase activity.
AUGAUUUCACUUCUAUCUUUGAAAUUGCCUCAAACGCUCUGUCGGGUGGUUUUGUUUGUGGCCGCUGUGGUGGCAUUCUUGGUCUUUCUCACCAUGAACACGAAUGACAGCAUAGUUUCUGCCAGCAGCAGCUUGCGUACUGUUCUAUCCAAAUUCAACACAUCCAUAUAUUAUGACCCCUCGUAUGGCUACAAAAUCGCUCCUGGUGCGGUUCUGUUUCUGUUUGUGCCCAAGAGGGGCACCAAGGAUUCACCUAAGGACGUUUUGAAAGAAAACACGGCUCUUUACGAGAGUGUAAUGGCUCAAGAAAUCGGCGAGCCCAAGGACUUCGAUAUAGAUAGCAUCCGUCCUCCGGAAAAUGUCACAACAUAUCAAAGAGAAAAUGCCACCAUAGUUGCUCUUGUCCGAAACAACGAAAUCAAAAAGAUCCAGAGAACAAUCACCCAGUUUGAAGAGAAAUUCAACAAGAAGUUCGGGUACCCAUACACUUUCAUAAAUGAUGAACCUUUUACAGAAAGGUUUAUGGAGAAAGUAAGAGGAUUUACCUCAGCUCCAGUGUCGUUUGUCCAUCUCGAUCCUCAGGCAUGGAACAAGCCCGAAUGGAUCGAUACCGAACGUGAAUGGAGAGAAAUGAAUCUUCUUGCUAACCAGAAUGUGGCAUAUGCUAAGAAAGGAUCGUACCACAACAUGUGUCGUUUCUACUCGGGACCCUUUUUCGAUGUCCCCGAAAUGCGCAAGUAUAGAUAUUACUGGCGUAUUGAACCCAACGUUAAGUUUUUUACCGAUGUCAACUACGAUGUAUUCAAAUAUUUGGCGGGAACAGGAAAAAUAUAUGGCUUUACCAUUAGCGUCUACGAUAUACAUCAGACAGUGAGGACACUUUUCCCGGAAACUCUCAAGUUCCUAAACAAAGGCGAUAACUACAAGUACGUCAAUGAAAACGGAGCAUUCCAGUGGAUUACGGAAAACAAGCAGUUGCCCGAGAAGGCGAUUUACACAGGCGGAUACUCCACAUGCCAUUUCUGGUCCAACUUUGAAAUGGGCGAUAUGAAUUUCUUCAGAGAUGAAGCAUAUAGUAGUUGGUUCAAGCACUUGGACGCUACAGGAAACUUCUAUUAUGAACGAUGGGGUGACGCGCCCGUCCACUCUCUUGGGUUGGCAUUAUUCGCGGAUAAACGCAAAAUUCACUGGUUUAGGGACAUUGGCUAUUACCAUGAUCCAUACAUGCACUGUCCUAAUACGCCAUCUCGUAAAGGCUGUGAUGUCGGCCACUUCGGCCCAAACGAGCAAAGCUUGUCACAAAACUGUAUGGCUACCUGGAUUCGAUACGAGAUCGACGACCUUAGCUCCAUAUAUUAG